Molecule: messenger RNA, 1031 nt
Organism: Zymoseptoria tritici IPO323
Lineage: Eukaryota; Fungi; Ascomycota; Dothideomycetes; Mycosphaerellales; Mycosphaerellaceae
Exons: 3
Source: RefSeq, a predicted model, not a curated record
UGACUAAACAGGUAAAAUGACACCUUCCUGAAAGAACGGCAAGUUCGAGGAGGCGUCCGUUUGAGCAUGAUCACUUAUCGACCUCACAACGCCCCUCUACCACCAUGAACGACGAAGAUGCCCCAGGCACUGGGACCUCAACACCUCUCGACUCGACACAAAUGUCCCAAAGCGCGUCCAAAGCGGCACCCGUCAAGGACCGGCAAUGUCCCUUCUGCAACCAGUCUUUCACAUCCUCCAGCCUCGGCCGGCAUCUAGACUUGUACAUCCGACCGAAGAACCCAAAACCAGCAGAUGGCGUACACGAUGUCGAAGAGAUCAGGAAGCUAAGAGGUGGGAUCACAAGACGGCAAGUCAAGUCGGGUACAAAAGGUGGGAAUGGGAGCGAGCAGAGAGGCAGCAGGGAGAGCUUCAGUGCGACACCGACCGCUAGCGAGCCCAGUACCGGCCGGGCAUGCAUCACCAACAAGGCAGCAUGGCAAGCUACAGGUGUCAUCAACGACCUCCCACCACGCGCGAUGGAGAACGGACCUCCUCGACCACCGCUCGACGCGGGCGGCAAUAGGAUACAACGCCCGGAGUACGAGAGCGAGAGUAUGCUGAAACUGCAAGAAGCAGCGGAGCUUGGGCGAGCGGCUGAGAUGGCGUUGAGGGAAGUAUUGGGCAAUUUGGAAGCCGCGAAAAAGGCCGUCAAGCCGAAGAAUCUUUACGAUGACUUUGACUUCUACUCGCUGUCUUUCCCAGGCCUCUGUCUGGCUAUCCUGCCUCCGCCAGGCACCCUCUUCACGCCGACUCCGUUUCCGUCCGCCGAAUCCUGGACGCUCGAGCCCCCGGGUCAGAGACAAUACGAAACUAUGAACCGUUUCCUCAAUUUGCGCAUUACGGAACGCCAGGCCUCGGACAAUAUCUCCGAUAGCAUUGCAUUUAAGCAUCAUGCUCACCUCUCCGGCGCAUGGGAACACUGGCAGACUCUCGUACCGAGCGAACGAUCUUCGGCCUGGACGCUGGAGGUCUUGCGAUCCUAUACUCGC